This is a messenger RNA of Sorex araneus (European shrew), 5198 nucleotides long. It is a transcript of the gene CATSPERG, whose product is annotated as cation channel sperm associated auxiliary subunit gamma. Gene Ontology annotation, cellular component: CatSper complex; motile cilium; sperm principal piece. Lineage: Eukaryota; Metazoa; Chordata; Mammalia; Eulipotyphla; Soricidae. The record is from RefSeq and is a predicted model, not a curated record. Bases 997 to 4779 code for a protein of 1260 amino acids. The transcript is spliced from 27 exons.
GAAGAGUGAGACCCCCGCAGAAGGGAGAGCAAGGGAAAAGAGAGAAGGGCUAAAGAAGAAGCGGGACCAUGAGUAGGGGCGGGGCGGAGCGAGGCGGCGCCUAGAUCCGCGGGGUCCGGGGCAUGGAAAGAAGCGCCAACAAGAGCGUCAGGGGCGCCAAGCGGCCGCGGCGGAAGGUGAAGCUCCCGGGGCCAUCGAGAGCGAGCAGCGGCGGGCAGGCCGCGAAGGGCGAGGACACGGCGGCGGGCAGCGUCAAGGGCGUCGAGCGGGCCAAGAGCGACCAGCAGGGGAAGGGCGAGGAGCUAGCCAAAGGCGGGAAGAAAGCCAAGAAGCGCGACGACACGUCGGAGACAUCCAAGAGCGAGGGGGCGAGAGCCCCGAGCGAGGGCGCCGACCGGCCGAAGGGCGAGAAGAGAGCGAAGGGCGUGAAGCGGGCGCCGGGCGCCUCCGAAAAGACCGACGCGGGGCCGCGACUCGCAGGCCCCGGGGGCGCCGCCAAGAGGCGGGGCGAGCGGCGGGGGCGGGGGCGGGGCGAGGAGCCGGCGCCGCCCGAGGCGCCCGCCGCCGGCGAGGCCGGGGGCCAGCCGGACCCCGAGCGCUCGGUGCAGGGGGAGCGAGCGCCGAGCGAGAAGCGGAGCCUGAGCCAGGGCGGGAGGCGGCGAAGGGGGCAGAGCCGCACGCCCGCGUCCCGCCUCCGCACGCUGCGGGGGAUCACGUGCCGGGGCCGCUACCAAGUCUGCAUCUCCAUACGGAAGAGGGGGCGCGGCCGGGAGAGGCUAGGGGGCGGGAGAAGAAGCCGCGGCGCCCUCAGGUGCAAGAUCUUCACCACUCCGACCCGGAGCAGGGCCGGAGACAGCAGCCGGGGCUCCCGCCGAGCGAGCAGACCGCGAGCGCGGAGGAUGACGAAGGGCGCGAGGGCCGGGGACCGCGCCGGCGUCAAGUGUGAGACGUGGAAGCUGAUCGAUUCGCAAGGCAGGUGCCUGACCAGCUGCCCGAAUGGAGGCUGGGCCUGGAGCAGAGUGGGCAUCUGGCAGCCGAGCCGCGGCAGGAUACGGUGUCGGGCCAAGUUCCGCAGCAAAAGCAGGGGUGGCGCCAGGAGCCGGUGCAGAACUAGGAAUAAGAGUAGGGGCCGACGCAGCAGUCGGGGUGAGUCCAGGAGCAAAUGUAGGGACUCGGUCAGGAGCAAGAGCAGGGCUCUGUCCGGAAGUUCGAACGGAGUUGGGGUUAGGUACAAGAAGCGCAGGAAGCGUCUGUGAAGGCGGCUCCCCAGCGCAGUCUUGUGGGCCGGUGUUGAUCCCCGCAUUAUCCAGGUUGGAGUCACCUGUGUGCUGCCCAGCGGCGAUGACCCCUGCUGGCCCAGCGCGGCCGACCCUGCAGAUCCCACGGGUGCUGUGUGCACUGCUGGCGGUGCUUUCGGUCCCGUGGAGGCUGCGGGGGAUGGAGAGCCCAGACAAGUGCUCCUGGGAGGUUGUCUUGAGCAGUUUUGAAAACAUCGGUAAGAAGAACUCCUACGAUCACUUCUCAGAUCAAGAGCCCCUGAACGAAGUGGACGAAGAGUUCAGGCGCUUGGUGGACCUACCUAACGAUGAUCAGGAGAAGUACCUGGGGUUCCCCUAUUACUUGAAGGUCAACUACUCCUGUGAGGGACUGUCCUCUGAGGCCCAGUUGCGCAGUGGCCACCUGAUGGGGCUGAAGCCUUUGGUGCUCGUCAUCUUCCAGUCUCCCAUCAACUUCUACCACUGGAAGAUUGAGCACCUGGAGAUCCAGAUGGAGGCCAUCCCCAUCAAGACUGAAGAGUACUGCCACGCAGAGCUCGUGUGUAGCAUGAACUGGUACGUGCCCAUGCCCAUCAAGAACGGCAGCGUGAUCAUGAACGUGGACAUCAGCAGCAAUGGCCUGGGGCCCAUCAUUCCCACUCAAAGGUUCCAGGUGAACAUCAACGGCUUUCUGAAGAGAAAGGAAAACACUUGGGAAUUCACGCUGGGGAAUGAGCUCUUCAGCAUGACGCCCCAGCAGUUCUCAGGCGUGCCAUCGAGGCCACUGUGGUACACGGUGGACCACACGCCAGUGCUCAUCCUCGGCGACAUUCCCGAGGAGAAGAGCGUCCUGCUCACGGACACCAACUUCAAGGACUUCUUUCUGGUGGAGCUGAGCAUUGACAGUUGCUGGGUGAGCUCCCAAUACUGCCCCAAGAUGAAAUUCACAGCCACCAUCCACGACACCAUCUCCACCGAGAGCACCGUGUUCGUCCGGCAGAACCAGCUUGUCUACUAUUUCACGGGCAGAUACAUCGUCCUCCACGAGCAAGACCACAGCACCAACACCUGGGUUCGUGUCCUGCACAAUGAAUGCAUCAAGAGGCUGUGCCCCGUGUUCUUCCCCAGCAACGGCUCCGAGUACAUCAUAGCCCUCCCCUCUGGCAAGACCGAAGGCUACGUCCACCUCGGAACCAUCAGAGAUGGCCACGUGACCUUUGAGCUGAUCCCCAGGCAGCGCUCCGUGUGUGAGAUGAUGCAAGUCCUCGGCUGCUCCAUCACCUGGGCCACCUACAUCUCAACUGACUACUACAUGCUCCUACUGGUCGAGAUCCCAAAACCCAACUCCAGAAAUUCUUUCCAGGUGGUCCACUACAACCUAGUCGACCAUGUCCUGACCAUCAUCUUCACCAUCCCAGAGUUCAUCCCUGAUGCCCCACACCAGGAUUUCUUGAUGAUCUUCGGGAACCUGUCUUACACCACCGUCCCGAUGAUCCCCAAGGGCAUGUUCUACAACCCCUACAACAACCUUCUCUUCAUCUGGGGCAACUUCCUGAUGCAGAGCUUUAACAGUGAGAACUUCAUCUACCUGACCGACUUUCCCAAGGAGCUGUCCAUCAAGUACGUGGUGGACUCCUACCACGGGGAGAUGGCUCUUGUCACAGAGAACGAGGAGAUCUGGUUCCACAUGGAGGAGAGCUACCGGAUAUACAGGCUGUUCCCAUCCAGGGGCUGGGAAGUGUUUGUGAGCCUGCAAAAGAUGCAGGAUUCUACUUACUACGCCCAAAAAGAGACCAUGCUCACCCUCUUCUAUGAAAACAGGAAGCUGUACCAGCUGAUGUAUUUGGAGGGUCACCCGGAGAACCGACUGGUCAAGAGGCUGGUGCCUGUGGAGCAGCUUCUCUCAUACCAGCAAUCCAGCAACCACUACGCCCUGCAGAAAAGUGGGAGUCGCUUGGUGCUCACUCUCACCAACCGCUGCACAUUCAUGGAGCUAAGUCUGCGUAACCUGCCCGCCCCGCAGAUGUAUUCACGCCAGGAGCACUACCGGGCACUGCCGCCCAUCUCCCCGGACCUGUCGGGUUUCCAUCUCCAGGACUCGCUGACCGUUUACCAGGGUCUUGUCUACUACCUCCUCUGGCUGCAUUCCAAGUACAACAAGCCCUACGCAGACCCAGUGCACGACCCUACCUGGCGCUGGUGGAAGAACAGACAACAGGACCAGGAUUAUUACUUCUACUUAUCGAGCAACAGGAAGAAUAUGGAAAAGGUCUACCUGGACCCAUGGACCUACGAGAAGAUCUAUAACCUCGAAGCCGAGCACAGCCUGCCGAGGCGCAUAUUCUUGGACAGGGGCAACAAAUACACCUUCAGCAUCUACGUGACCCUGCACUCGUACUUCAACUUUCAGGACGAGUUGUGCUACCCGAGAUACAAGAACGACCUCAGAAACCUGGCUCUGACAGUGAGGCUCCCUGACUACGGCUGCACUGACGUGCAGGUGACCAAGACGGUCCUUUACAGACACAAAGCGGUGCAUUUCUGGAUCACGCUCAGUGACCUGGGUGCGUGCUCUGACCAGGGCAUUAUUGGACACCAUCUCCUGAUGUCCUCCCUGAUGCUGAAGGUGUUGAGCUACAACCAAGAUUGCCUCCAGAGUGAGCGCCUCACACCACACGUAGAAAAAGCGCUGGUGAUGCCAGUAUUCUUGGGCUGCCCGCCGGGCAAGCGCCUGGCCUUCGACAUCACCUACACGCUGCAGUACAACAAAGAGAAGAACAGGCACUACUUCGACUGUGUGAACGAAGACCCUGAGAUGCCCUGUUUCCUCUUCCGGGACACCUUCUACCCCUUCUUCUUAAUCCAAGACUUGGUGACAGGAGAUUCUGGCAAGUUUAAAGGCAGCUACAUCCUGAAGGUGGUGGGCGGCGGGCCUACCCCGGACACCAUCCGGGAAUACAGCGAGGAGGAAAUCAUCCGCUAUAACAGUCCUCUGAACAAUUCCAGAAGCCUCAUCUGGAUCGCUGAGAAGAGCGUUGAGCCCUUGCUCUUUACCAUCAUGUCCUACGAGAACCCUGGCAUAGAGUGGCUGUGUUUGGAGAACUCUCCCUGCUAUGACAUCAGUCCCCAGGGUUUCUUCAGCCCUGAUUUUUUUUUCAAGGUGUUGGUGAGCAAUCGAGGAGUAGACAACAGCACCUACUGUGAUUACCAGCUCACCUUCUUGCUACACAUCCACGGUUUCCCAAUCAGUGCCAGGCGGACCCUCUUCAUCUUCAUGGAAAGUGUGUCAGCCAUCGUCUUUAUCAGCCUGGUUAUCCUCUACAUCAUCUCCUACCUCAUGGUGCCCCUUUUAAUCAAGGGCUGCAACAUGAUUCGCUGGAAGAUGAACACUCUCAUGGUGUCUGACUCCUACUAUACCAACCCAUCUUCGUCCAGGAUCCUCACUGUGUCCUCCAAAUCUGUGUUCCCCAUCCCUGCCAGCUCCAGGCCCACCCCCCACGUAACAGAGGAGAGCGAGAUCUAGACCCUGAAGAAGUAGCUGAGCUGACCUCUGACCUGGCCCACCCAAAUGCCAGGUGCCCACUGCCUGCCCUUAAUCUUGGGUCAUCUUAGAAAUGCAACUAGGCAUCUCUUCCACAUCUCUCUCUCUUUCUCUCUCUCUCUUCUGUUUUGCUCGAAUUUUCACUUCUUUAGACCCAAAUCAAAAACUGAGGACUGGCUAGGGCUCCUUGUUAGGGGAUGCAUUAAUUAGUUUGUGCCACACAACUGCAUAUGCCUUUGAGCCAGCCGUGUCCUGUGCCACCUGGGAACUAUGGAAGCUUCUCUCUGUGUGUUUGACCAACUGUGCCCUUCCCAAGGGUGCUCUCAGCCUCUCUACAUGCGACUCAUAAUCCAGACCAUUGCUGUGGCCUGCCGUUUAGAUUGUCCAGUGCCCAGGUUUUG